AGCAACCCGCCAAAGGCGAAUCAGCCAACACCACCGCAAGAUGAUCCGCCAAGCACAGUGUACGCUUCAUACGUAUCGCACGAUAUCAAAUACAACGGCGCAUUCGAGGAUAGCAUGAUGGCAGUCGUUCUGGACGAAUCUUCAUCGACACCGAAGAGGAAGGGAAUAUCGCCAGAGAGUACCUCACCCGAGAGUCUACCCGUGGUCAACGAGGAAGACCUCCCACUGCCAUUAUCCGAUCCUCGCCGCAAAUUCACCAGUCCCAUCCCAGGCGUCCUGCUCACCCAUCCCGGCGGAUACUUCGAAGGAGGACCUGGCCUGGACCCAGAGAUCGACACGUUCGUUGAGGAUUUCGUCGAGCGCAAUGCAGGAAUCUCGCCUACCUCCAGCGCCGCGGUGUUGCGAUCGGCGGUCCAGCAGGAAGUCGAUCAGAAUAUGGAAACGCUGAAGGAACGGAUGGAGGCGCGAAGGAAAGCGCAUGAGCGCAACGAGCAGAUCGACAAGGAGCUCAAAAUCAUGACGGAUCAACAUGCGAUGGAGAUGAAGAUCAAUCGGAAAUUGGCCGAGGAGAGG
Messenger RNA from Dissoconium aciculare CBS 342.82, 573 nucleotides. RefSeq lists its product as uncharacterized. The annotation marks the transcript as partial. The transcript has a single exon. NCBI's taxonomy places the organism in Eukaryota, Fungi, Ascomycota, Dothideomycetes, Mycosphaerellales, Dissoconiaceae. The record is from RefSeq and is a predicted model, not a curated record.